Messenger RNA from Ogataea angusta, 291 nucleotides. RefSeq lists its product as uncharacterized. The transcript has a single exon. Lineage: Eukaryota; Fungi; Ascomycota; Pichiomycetes; Pichiales; Pichiaceae. Bases 1 to 291 code for a protein of 96 amino acids. The record is from RefSeq and is a predicted model, not a curated record.
AUGCUUAGUUGUGGCUCCUAUACAGGCCCUACCAGCUAUAGUGGUGUUGCUGUGCCCAGUGAAACGAGUAGCCAAGACGGCAAGAACGCCAAGCCUGGCGGCGGACUAAAUCGACGAAAAAAGACAGCUUUUCCUGCGAAAUUUGGAGGCCAGUUUUUGCGCGGAACAAAUAGUCUCUUCUCCAAGCAAUCUCUUAUCUUGGCUGUUAGAUGUGCGUGCAGUGCCGCACAGAAAAAAUUAUUUCUGACGUCAAAAGAUAAGCAACGGGGCCAAAGCCAGCUAUUUGAUUAG